UUUUUUUUUUUUUUAAACUUUCAUUUUCAAUGGAUGAGUCUUCAAAAAGACGUCCACAUAAUGCUAUUAUAGGUUCUCCUUUAUCUGAUCCUGGUAUUUCAUCUCUAUCUACUUCUCCAACUUCGUAUUUUAUAGAAAGAACUCAAUCGUUAGAUGUUGGAUUUCAUCAAGAUUAUUUUGAUAAUCAAUUGGAUAGAUCAGUUUCUAAUUUUAGUGAAAUUGAAGUCAUUUUAGAUGAUGGUACUACUCAAAAAAGAACGAUCUCUUUAUCAACUAUACCCGAUGAGCAAGAAAAUAAUAGAGCAAAAAGCUUGAAAGAAGAUGAUUCUGAUAGUGAACAUACAAACGAUACAACCCCAUUAUUAAAAUCACAUAAAGAAUCAUAUCAGGCAACGGGUCUUAAUCACUUUAAUCAACAACAAAAUGGUGAUAGUUCAUCUAACACUACUUCUCCUUCCUCUUCUGAUAACGAGAGUGAUUCUGACGAGCCAUUCUUUCCUGUUCAAAAGUUAAAUAAAAGAAAAUCAAACUAUAUUAUUGAAAAUGACAUUGGUACUAUUGGAUUUGUUAGUCGUGUUAAAGCCAUUUUAAGUAGUCUCUGUAAACAUCUAUUCACCACCACACCACGUCAGCAGCUUGUACUCAAAUGUAGCUUUGCCUAUUUUCUCGCUUCUCUUUUCACAUUUAUACCCUCUUUAAAUGCUCUGAUCGGUAAUAACCGUACCUCUAGUCAUCUUGUAGCCACAGCUACUGUGUUUUUCAAUCCUGCUAAAACUUUAGGUGGUAUGGUAGAAGCAGCUGCUUAUGGCUGGGGUUAUGUCCUCUUUGCUGUUAUCAUCUGUCUUGGUUCGAUGAUUACUACCGAUUACUUUGUUGAUAGAAAUCAUUAUCUAACUGCUCAUCUUAUCUCCUUAUUUGUUUGGAUAUUGGGUGCUACUUUCACUAUCUCAUUCCUCAAAGCACAUUGGAAUAAACCUCCUGUGGCUACAGCUUCAAGCCUUUGCUUUAUUACUAUCUUUAUUAUUGUUGUACGUGAAGGAUCAGUCAAUCGAGGUGAUUUUGACACUACACGUAUUGAACAGAUCACAACUGCAGUGGCUACAGGCACAUUCAUUACUGUGGCUUGUUGUAUCCUAUUUUGGCCAAAAUCUGCCGCAAAAAAAUUACGCAAGGAUCUUGAGAGCACGCUAUCGUCUUAUCGUGUCUUACUCAAAUUACUCACAAAGACAUUUUUGUUAGAUGCUGAUUUACCAGAAUUUAAAGCCAAUCGAACAUUACAGGCAGCCAUUGAAGCUCAUCAAGCGAGUUUUACAGCACUUCAAAAGUCGCUCAAGGAAGCCAAACUAGAGGCCUUUUGGAAUAGUGAUAUGAGAGGUCGAUGUGAGGAAUACGACGAGGUGAUUAAGAGUGUGCAACGACUCGCUCAGCAUAUGGGUGGGUUACGUAGUAGUUGCGGUAUCCAAUUUGAAGUCAUGGGUAGUGAAGCAACAAAGCGAUAUAAACAAAUGAUGUCUGAAAGAAAGAAACAGAAAUACAAUAAUAAUCAAAUUCGUUCCUCUAGCAAUUUAAUAUCCCCUGGUCUUAAUCAAGAUUCGAAUAAUUGGAAUGUGAGAGCUGGCUAUCGUCGGCGAAGACUUCAGGAUCAAAUGCGUAAACAGAGGAAAUUGAACAUGUCGCAAACAAACGAUCGAUUUGAUCAAUUUUUAUUGAAUAAAAAGAAAUCUGCUGCAGCAGUACAAAAGGAAUCCAUUCAUCAUCUACAAAAUGAAGAUAAUAGUGCAAUUUUGGUUAACUUUAUUCAAACGAUCCGUCCACCUUUAAAGUCAUUCGCCUAUACUUGCAAACAAACAUUGUAUCAUCUUCAAACGCUCUUUGCUGUUCCAUCAAAUGCUACAUCUAUAACAAAGGAUGCCUCUUAUCAUCAUCAUAAGCGACCUUCAUUAUCUAUCUUGAAAGCCAAUCUUGAAAAAGCUAUUAUUUUAUUUGAAGCAGCACAAAAGCAGGCAAUUAAAAAACUGUAUCAGGCACGUAUAGACUACAUCGUAGCGAAAGAGGACAAAUCAAGAAAGGAUGAUAAAGUAGAUAUUGAAUCAGAAGCAAUGGAAGCUGUUUUAGGACAAGAUAUCAUUUUAGUCUAUUUUUUUGUUUUCAACAUGACUGAAUUUGCUCGUGAGUUAAUUACAUUAGUUGAAAAAGUUGAAAAACUCAAUGAUAAAGCAAGUAAAAAACUGGGUAUUUGGACCUGGUUAAUUUCUUCAAUAAAGAAUAGAAGAGAUCGUCAUCAAACAAAACAAUACAAUCAUCACCUCUUAAAUACCACACCUUUCGUACCUAAUGAACGACAUAGGAUGAAUACUUUACAUACUCCAGUACCAAAAACAAAAUGGCAUCAGUUUAUUCUUCGUGUUUGGAGACUAUUUUCAUUGUUCAAGUUACAAAAGAUUCGGUAUGCUAUAAAGGCAACAAUUGCAACAAUUUUGUUAGCCACACCUGCAUUUAUGGAGUCUACACAAAAUUGGUUUCGUACCUAUCGAAUGGAAUGGGCUCUCAUUACCCUAAUGGUAGUUAUGACGCCUACUGUAGGAGGCACAAAUUUAGUGUCCAUUUAUCGUAUUUUCUCUACUAUCUUGGGCUGUUACACUGCUAUGGUCUUUUACAUGAUUUUCCCAAGCAAUAUGUACAUUUUACCUAUCUUGACAUGGCUUUUUUCAAUUCCCAACUUCUAUCUUAUUCUUAAUCAUAAACAUGGUAAAUUUGGACAAUUUACAUUAUUAGCUUACAACUUGGUUAUGUUGAAUAAAUACAAUGAUCGAGAUACAAACGAGGUUCCUGUGUGGGUCCUAGCGAACCAACGAUGUUUUGCUAUCUUGGUAGGUGUUAUCUUUGGUCUAUUUGCCACUGCCUAUGUAUGGCCAUAUGAAGCACGUGUUGAACUUCGCAAAGGACUUUCAGAUUUCUUGUUAAGGCUUGCAUGGUUGUAUCAAAAACUCGUGACCAUUUAUUCUGAUUAUUAUCCUCGCCGUCAUCUCUAUGAACAGCAACGUAUUAUCCGUCUCAUGGAAGAAGAAAGGCCUGAGACCUCAUCAGAUACACAAAUCCUUACAUUUGAAGCACAGCGACGAUUAGCAACCCAAUCCUUUAUGGAUCUUGAAUUAGGACUUCAACGUAGUCUGCUAGAUCUGCAAGGGCUUUUAUCACAAACGCCUAAUGAACCUCGUCUUAAAGGAGCCUUCCCAGUUGCAACCUAUCGCACCAUGCUUACAUCCUGUCAAAACAUUGUGGAUCGAUUCCUUUCAAUGAGAAGCAUAAUGUUUAAGGAUGCAUGGUACGAAGAAGUUCAACAUCAUGAUCUCAUGUCACCUGUAUGCCAUGAACGUAAAGAGAUGGUGGGUAAUGUCAUACUUUACUUUUAUUUAUUAGCUUCUGCUUUACGACUCAAGACGCCCAUGCCGCCCUAUUUCCCACCAGCACGUAAAGCAUGGAAGUCUCUUUUAGUGCAACUUUGGAACAUGCCAAUUGCUAAAUCAAGAGAGUUAUUAGAAAAGGAUAAUGCGUAUAUAUUUUAUUAUGCCUAUGUUACUUUGAUGGAGGAUAUAAUCCGAGAAUUAGAUAAGGUAAAGUUGAAUGGUUAAUGUAUAUAGAUUAUUUUGCUCAUUUCCCUCUUUGGUAUAAAUUUAUUAUAAAGUUGGGUGAAAAUAUGACGAUGCUAUUCGGAUCACUUGUGCCUCAAGAUCAAUGGGAAAUUUUAUUUGAUGAAGAACAACAACAACAACAACCGCCAACGACUUUAUAAACAACAAGGUUGAUGAUUAAAUUAUUACAUAUUUAUUUUCCUUUGAGGUGUAAUACCCGAUUAUUACCUGCUUUAUUUUAGUAAAUAACAUAAGUAAUAAUAAAUACAACUACCUCUUUCUUUUUUUUUUUCUUCUUCUUAA
Cokeromyces recurvatus is the source of this 3935-nucleotide messenger RNA. Its product is annotated as Fusaric acid resistance protein-like-domain-containing protein. The transcript has 3 exons. NCBI's taxonomy places the organism in Eukaryota, Fungi, Mucoromycota, Mucoromycetes, Mucorales, Mucoraceae. The record is from RefSeq and is a predicted model, not a curated record. Bases 30 to 3632 code for a protein of 1200 amino acids.